Diospyros lotus (date-plum) is the source of this 1453-nucleotide messenger RNA. RefSeq lists its product as uncharacterized. NCBI's taxonomy places the organism in Eukaryota, Viridiplantae, Streptophyta, Magnoliopsida, Ericales, Ebenaceae. The record is from RefSeq and is a predicted model, not a curated record. The transcript has 5 exons. The coding region runs from base 623 to 1174 and encodes 183 amino acids.
GGAAAGUUAGGAGGAGGUGGUGGUAGAAACUUGCAGGAAAUUUUGAAAGAGCUAGCCGAUCGAAUCCAUCAAAUUAAAGACAGGAUUCUAGUCAACAACUCAAGCUGUCGAAGACCUCGAAGAAAUAAGUUGCAGAGAGAAACUUAAAGGAUUCUCUCAGAAAUUCGUAUUGAUCUGGAAGGCUCGCCGCACGGAUCAAAAGAGAUAUAAUCGUUAUGGUUUCAGGUACGCUUCCGUUUAUUGUUUAUUUAUUCUUGAUGAUUUGACAUGAUUGCUCUUGGGUUUGGGUGAUAGUUUUCACAAAAGAUUCAAAGUUUACAACAGAUGCUCUUAAGAAGCCCUUUUCUAAAAAAUCGAGGUGAGAUAUAUUUAUAAUUUUUUAUUUUCUUUGAAGAAUUUUUAUAUGUUAAUUAAGUUUUAUAAUAUAGAAAUAACUUAUUUUGAACUAAAUAUUUGUAGAGUGAAUUUGAUAUAGACUUGAGUGAUCUACAUACAAAAAAAGUAAUGGAUAAGAUUAUGGCUAGGCGUUUUAUGAUUUACAAAUACCAAUGCCACAUGCAUUACAAGAAAUUUGCUACCCUGGAAGAAGCUCGUGAAAAUCCUGUCGAUCACAUGGAAUCGGAUGAUUGGAAAGCUUUAUGUACUCAUUUUGAAGAGGAAAAAUUUAAGGCUCAAAGUGCAUCAAAUACAAAUAAUCGAGCAAAGAUACAAGUUUCACACACAUCAGGAACUUAUUGAAGAAAAUUUGAAAGAGAUUUUAGAAGAAAAUCAAGAAGACAAAAUUGAGCAGUCUAUUGAAGUAAGACUUUAUUUUGAGACACAUCGUAAAAGUGAUGGUACUUGGACCCACCCACAAGCUCAAGAAAACUAUGAGCAAAUGAAUGCUCUUUGGGUUAAAACAAUGGAGGAUGGUACUGAAAUGACUGGGCGCCAAAUUCUUGAAAAGGUUUUGAAGCCAAAAUCUGGAUAUAUUCAUGGACUUGGUUAUGAGGUGAAACCAAGUAAAUCUAGAGAAUUGGAACUAGAAGCUCUUUUAGAAACUGAAAAGAUUGAAUUUGAAAAGCGAAAUACUAAAUUAAGAGAGCAAAUACAAAGCCAACAAAUCAAAAUAAGUAGCUUACAAGAAUCUUAUGAUCAACUUAAAUUUUUGAUUGAUGAAUUAAGACGUGAAUGAAGUGAUGAAGUAAAUACAUCUACUUCUUUUCAUGAAGGUAAAUAUAUAAUUUAAUUAUUAAUUAAGUGCUUUAUUCAAUUCAAAUUCAUUUAAUUUUCAUUUAUUCUAAUGAUUUUCUUUUUGGUAGAUUGAAAUUAUGGAACAACAAGAGGAAUUAUGGAGCAACAAGUAGAUGAAGAUCAAGAAUGUUUGGUGCCAAACAACUUUAUUUAAUUUGUAUGUUUGGUGAAGAUCAAGAAUGUUUGAUGAAGAUCAAUGAUGUUUGGUGAAAGUAAUAUU